Heterocephalus glaber (naked mole-rat) is the source of this 553-nucleotide messenger RNA. It is a transcript of the gene Polr2i, whose product is annotated as RNA polymerase II subunit I. Gene Ontology annotation, biological process: DNA-templated transcription; transcription initiation at RNA polymerase II promoter; maintenance of transcriptional fidelity during transcription elongation by RNA polymerase II. Gene Ontology annotation, molecular function: zinc ion binding; DNA-directed RNA polymerase activity; nucleic acid binding. Gene Ontology annotation, cellular component: RNA polymerase II, core complex. Lineage: Eukaryota; Metazoa; Chordata; Mammalia; Rodentia; Bathyergidae. The record is from RefSeq and is a predicted model, not a curated record.
ACACAAGGCCUCUGAGAGCCGAUACAAGGGCAUAGCCCCGCCCCUUUUUGGCGCUGAACUAGUCUUGACUCUUCCCGCGACCUGUAGCACGGCGGAGCAAGCGCAGAAGACUUGGCGGGCAUUACGUAGCUAUGGAACCAGACGGGACCUACGAGCCGGGCUUCGUGGGUAUUCGAUUCUGCCAGGAAUGUAACAACAUGCUGUACCCCAAAGAAGACAAGGAGAACCGUAUUCUGCUGUACGCGUGCCGAAAUUGUGAUUACCAGCAGGAAGCAGACAACAGCUGCAUCUACGUCAACAAGAUCACGCACGAAGUGGACGAACUGACCCAGAUAAUCGCUGACGUGUCCCAGGACCCCACAUUGCCACGGACUGAGGACCACCCGUGCCAGAAGUGCGGCCACAAGGAGGCGGUGUUCUUCCAGUCACACAGUGCCCGUGCUGAGGACGCCAUGCGCCUGUACUAUGUAUGCACUGCCCCACACUGCGGCCACCGCUGGACCGAGUGACCCAUCCCUCCUCCGCUUGUAAUAAAUGCCAGGUUCUAUGCGCA